Messenger RNA from Amoebophrya sp. A25, 2583 nucleotides. The record is from the annotation of a GenBank genome assembly. NCBI's taxonomy places the organism in Eukaryota, Dinophyceae, Syndiniales, Amoebophryaceae.
AUGGAUCCGUUGUUAGCAUCGGGUCGGCGUGGUGGCGGGAGCAGUAGCUCCAAGGGCAAGCUACAGUUCCGCGGAAAUGUUCCGGCUGCUGGUGUCGACACUUCCAUCCGAAGCACACGGCAAGGGAUGUUGCCUCCUUCUACCACUGGCAUUCCUCCACCGGGGACUGCGAAUGGUGGAGCUGUCCAGAAAGGUAACGGUGUCAAAAAUGGACAGAUUCAGCUUAGAGGACAAGUGCCGAUAACUUCCAAGGGAGUUCCGACAGCGAAUGGAGGCCGACAACUGGCGCGAGUGGGGGCACCGCCUUACGGCCAUCGCGCCGAUUGGGCCCCGAAAACGGUGGCAGACUUCGGCGACGGCGGAGCCUUUCCCGAGAUCUUGAUACCGCAAUAUCCUCUGAACAUGGGAAAAAGUGGCUUCGUAAAGCACGCUACGCAGUCGACGGGCGCAUCAAACUCCAAAACUAUUGCGCUACAAACCGACGCGGGUGGCAAAGUGGCCUACGAUGCGAUUGCGAGGCAGGGUCUAGCGGCAGAGAAACUAGCCGUGCAUACGAGACCAGACAGCAUGAAGGAAAAGUGGAGCAGGGCAGACGCUUUGGUACUUGAGAUAGCACUGUAACGGUUGAACUCAAACACUAAAGAUUUUUGAUGUCUCUGUUCCAAGCAAUCGAUAUUGUGCUCUUUCAACACAACAUCUCGAAGAUCUCUAUCUUGAUCGAAAGGAAGUUCUUAACACCGUCUGAUUAGGCAAGAAUGUUAGGUGGAAGGAGUUUAACACGGCUUGAUCUUCAGGCAAGAAUGUUUGUUGUAAUAAUUCAAAAUACAACAACAAAUACAAUUUGAUAAAUUUAGGUUCGACCUGACGCAGAGAUCGAUGCAGUGAACACGUCUAGGACACAGCUAGCUUUGCAGGCAUUUUUAGCGAAGAAAGUGAGUGCCGGCUCGAAGAGUUUAAACGCCGCCGCUGAAUCACAGAAAGCAAACAAGGCUAGUUUUAUCAAGUAUACACCGAACGAAGAUGCGCCAGGAUAUAACCCAGACGCAGCAAAUCGUGUUAUUAAGGUGAUGCAGAAGCCAGUCGAUCCCUUUGAGCCGCCAAAAUUCAAACACAAGAAAGUCCCGAAGGGCCCCGGUAAAAAUCGUUCCUUAACAUCUAGACCACUAGACCACUUCUUGUCAUUGUUAGUUGGAACUAGACCACUUCUUGUCAUUGUUAGUUGAUUUGGUAGGAAGUGGUGAGCGCUUUUUUGAUUCUCAUCUAUCUUCGUGUUGCUUUGUGAAAAAUGAAUGAAAUGUGAAAUAAGUCGCCUAUAAUUUUGAUGACUAUUUCAUCAUGUUCACUUGCUACUGUGUGUUUUCUCGAUAUCUGCUGCUUUGCAGGUACUCCGCCGCCGCCCCGUCAGCACAGUCCACCCCGGAAACUGACUGCGGCCGACCAGAAGGCGUGGAUCAUCCCACCUUGCGUGAGUAACUGGAAGAAUAAUCGAGGUUACACGAUUCCCCUGGAUAAGCGUAUUGCGGCAGACGGACGCAACUUGCAAGAUACGACUCUCAGUGAAGCGCACUCGGAGAUGGCUGAAUCACUCUACCAAGCAGAAAUGAAGAACAGGGAAGAAGUUCAAAUCCGAGCAAAUCUGGUAACGCUCUUACUUCCUCAUUCUUGUCUGGUCAUCGUUGUCAAUACCAAAUAAAUUUCAAUGCUCUUCUUGUAAGGUUUAACAAGAUCAAGAUUGCAUCCUGACUUUCACAAAAAAUAGGCUCGCCAGCGGAAGCUUGAGGACGCUGCAACUGCGGAGGAGGAGAUGAAGAAAGCCGCUCGGGAAGCACGGGAAGCACAGACUAAAUUAACAGGAACAACGAGACAGCGUCAGCAGGAAAGCAAGGACGAAGAGGACCGCAAAUAUCGCGAACAAAUAGCAGAAGAAAACCGUCGCGAGGUCGAGCGUCAGUUCCGUUUGGACAAAGCAGGGAAUAAACGAAGUAAGUUAACAAGUGCAAGUCUUUCUUAUUUUUUGUGAUGCUUACUAAGUGGCGUUCUGCUGAUGCGUUAUAGAUAUGAAACAGUUUUUGACAACGAAGAGGAAGCCAUAAUAUUUUGGAGUCUCGCACCCUCUGUAACUGUUCUGGGUGCCUAAGAGAUCAGUAGUACCGACAUCCGGUCUUUUAUUUGUCCUACCAAACUAAUGAGAACAAAACCUUCCUAGGUGGCCGCGAUCGCGACGCGGACCGCGAUGUUAGCGAGCGCGUUGCUCUUGGGCAGCAGGUGCAGCCGACACGACAGGAGACCCUGUACGAUACGCGGUUGAUGAACCAAGACGCUGGAAUGGAUAGCGGCUAUGGUGGGGAUGAGAAAUACCAGGUCUACGAAAAACCCUUAUUCACGGAAAGAACGGACAACACGUUCUACAAGCACGACAAGGACCGGCUCGAAGCAGGUACGAGAGGCGUCAACUUCGAGGCGCACCGCGAGGCCGAAGCCAACCGAGUGGGAGUCUCGGUGCAGUUCGAAAGAGACGAAACACACGAUGAAGAAGACGCCUUCGGAGUGGAUCGCAUGUACAAACGCGCGAAACGAGAAUAA